This is a messenger RNA of Setaria italica (foxtail millet), 1412 nucleotides long. Its product is annotated as GDSL esterase/lipase At5g45910. Bases 85 to 1185 code for a protein of 366 amino acids. The transcript has 4 exons. Gene Ontology annotation, molecular function: hydrolase activity, acting on ester bonds. The record is from RefSeq and is a predicted model, not a curated record. Lineage: Eukaryota; Viridiplantae; Streptophyta; Magnoliopsida; Poales; Poaceae.
CGUUUCGUUCAAGUGCUCUGCCCCUACAACCUCUCUCUGCUCUGCUCCGGCCGCCGCUCUCCGUGCAUUGCGUGAUAGGCUGAGAUGAGGAGCGGUCACCGUAUGGCGGGUGCGGCGGCGCUGGUGGCGGUGGUGUGCGCGUCGUGGGCGGCGGCGGCGGCGGCGCAGAAGUACAAUGCCAUCUUCAGCUUCGGCGACUCCAUCACGGACACGGGGAACCUCUGCACCAACGGGAAGCCGUCGCAGAUCACCUUCACGCAGCCGCCCUACGGCGAGACCUACUUCGGCACGCCCACCUGCCGCUGCUGCGACGGCCGCGUCAUCGUCGACUUCCUCAGCAGCAAGUUCGGGCUGCCGUUCCUGCCGCCGUCCAAGUCGACGACGGCCGACUUCAAGAAGGGCGCCAACAUGGCCAUCACCGGCGCGACGGCCAUGGACGCUCCCUUCUUCCGCUCGCUGGGGCUCUCCGACAAGAUCUGGAACAACGGACCCAUCAGCUUCCAGCUCCAGUGGUUCCAGCAGAUCACGUCCUCCGUCUGCGGGCAGAACUGCAAGAGCUACCUGGGCAACUCCCUGUUCGUGUUCGGCGAGUUCGGUGGCAACGACUACAACGCGAUGCUGUUCGGCAACUACAACACGGACCAGGCGAGCACGUACACUCCCCAGAUCGUGAGCACCAUCGCCAACGGCAUCGAGAAGCUGAUCGCGAUGGGUGCGACCGACAUCGUCGUCCCGGGCGUGCUCCCCAUCGGGUGCUUCCCCAUCUACCUCACCAUCUACGGCACCUCCAACGCCGGCGACUACGACGGCCUCGGCUGCCUGAAGAAGUUCAACGACCUAUCCACCAACCACAACAACCAGCUCAAGACCCAGAUCGCCAGCCUCCAGUCCAAGUACCCCAACGCCCGCAUCAUGUACGCCGACUUCUACAGCGGCGUCUACGACAUGGUCAAGAACCCCGGCAGCUAUGGGUUCAGCACGGCGUUCCAGACGUGCUGCGGCUCCGGCGGCGGCAAGUACAACUACCAGAACAGCGCGCGGUGCGGGAUGUCGGGCGCGUCGGCGUGCUCCAACCCGGCGGCGCACCUCAGCUGGGACGGCAUCCACCUCACCGAGGCCGCCUACAAGCAGAUCACCGACGGCUGGCUCAGCGGGGCCCACUGCAGCCCGGCCAUCCUCCACUAGCGAAGCAAAAGCCUCCCCCUCCCUCGAGGGCAGCGAAGCGAGCAAGAGGAAUCAACCAAUCGAUUAAAUAUUUAUUUUUUAAUCAUUAUAUGUGUUUAGUUGCCGGAGAAAAAAAGGGUCUCGGCAACUGUAGCAUGUGGAAUAAUGUCACCGUUCGUCCUUGCUGUAACUUAUCACCGGUUGUCAUCAGUUACAAAAUCAAUCAAAAUGGUACAGGUUUUCGUUCA